CCGGAAACUUGCUCUCUCCCGCCAUGGCCAUACAGUCUGUUCUCUCCCUCUCUUCUCAUCCUUUCACCUUUCGCUCUCAGUCAAACAAGCCUUCUGCACUUAUACUCUGUAAGCCACUUCUCCAUGUCCAAAACCUAGGGUUCUGCUUCAUAAGGCCACUGCAGCAUUCUCGAACUGUCAACAAGUGUCCGAGGUCUGUUUUGCCGGUGGAGUCUCAAAUCUCCGACGAAGGCGAAGACGACGAAGAAGAAGAAGAUGAAGAGGAGGAGGAAGAAGAGGAAGACGACGAUGCUGAUGACGAAGAAGCUGCGGAAGAGUAUGGCGUCAUUUCAGCUGAGGUUUCCGACGGAGGCGAAGAAAGUGAGUACGAAAGUUUUGACGCUGCGAAUUCGAUUGAUGUGGCGAGAGAGGAUAAAUUGAAGUUUGAGGAAUUUAAAUGGCAGAGAGUGGAGAGGAUUUGUAGGGACGUUCGAGAAUUCGGAGAAGGAAUUAUCGACGCUAACGAACUUGCUUCAGUUUACAAUUUCCGUAUUGAUAAGUUCCAGAGAUUGGCGAUUCAAGCGUUUCUACGAGGCUCUUCAGUUGUGGUGUCUGCGCCAACAAGUAGUGGCAAAACUUUAAUUGCUGAAGCUGCCGCUGUUGCGACAGUGGCAAAAGGAAGGAGAUUGUUCUACACUACUCCUCUUAAGGCUUUGUCAAAUCAGAAAUUUCGCGAAUUCCGGGAGACAUUUGGUGAUAGUAAUGUUGGGCUUAUUACAGGAGAUUCAGUGAUAAAUAAAGAUGCUCAGGUUUUAAUUAUGACUACUGAGAUUUUGCGCAAUAUGUUGUAUCAGAGUGUUGGAAUGGUUUCAUCAGACAGUGGACUUCUACAUGUUGAUGUGAUUGUUUUGGAUGAAGUACAUUAUUUGAGUGACAUAUCUCGGGGUACUGUCUGGGAAGAAAUUGUUAUUUAUUGCCCAAAAGAAGUUCAACUUAUAUGUCUGUCAGCAACUGUCGCUAAUCCAGAUGAGUUGGCUGGUUGGAUAGGUCAGAUUCAUGGUAGAACUGAGUUGGUGACAUCACUCAGACGUCCAGUUCCCCUGACAAGGCACUUCUCAACUAAACCAGCUUUACUACCUCUUCUUAAUGAAAAAGGCACAAGCAUGAGCAGGAGUUUAUCACUCAAUUAUUUACAACUUGAUGAAUCAGAAGCUACAUUACAGAAGGGUGAACGGUCUAGAAGGAGAAAUUCAAGAAGACGUGGAAGUGAUGUAAAUCCACUCUCAAAGAAUGAGAUAUCUGCUCUUCGCCGCUCACAGGUGCCCCAGAUUAUGGACACAUUAUUGCAGCUAAAGGCAAGGGAUAUACUUCCAGCAGUGUGGUUUAUCUUUAGUAGGAAGGGAUGUGAUGCAGCUGUUCAGUAUCUUGAAAACUGUAAGCUACUUGAUGAGUGUGAAGUGAGCGAAGUUGAACUGGCUUUGAAGAGGUUCCGCAUUCAAUAUCCUGAUGCAGUGAGAGAAUCCUCUGUGAAGGGCCUUCGGCGAGGGUUGGCUGCACAUCAUGCUGGCUGUCUUCCCUUGUGGAAAUCAUUUAUUGAAGAGCUAUUUCAGCGAGGACUUGUUAAAGUUGUCUUUGCAACAGAGACACUUGCUGCUGGAAUUAACAUGCCUGCUAGGACAGCUGUUAUUUCAUCUCUCAGCAAGAGGGGAGACAGUGGACGUGUCCUGUUAAGCUCAAAUGAAUUGUUCCAAAUGGCUGGGCGAGCUGGUCGAAGGGGUAUUGAUGAAUUGGGUCAUGUAGUUCUUGUUCAGACUCCAUAUGAAGGUCCUGAAGAGUGCUGCAAACUAAUAUUUUCUGGACUUCAACCCCUUGUCUCACAAUUUACUGCUUCCUAUGGCAUGGUGCUAAAUCUUCUAGCGGGGGCCAAAGUUACUCGUGGAUCAAUGGAAUCAGAUGAACUGAAAAUCUCACGAGGAGGACGGACUUUGGAAGAAGCAAGGAAAUUAAUUGAGCAGAGUUUUGGAAAUUAUGUAGGGAGCAACGUUAUGGUUGCUGCAAAAGAAGAGCUUGCUAGAAUUGAGAAGGAGAUUGAGAUGCUAACUUCUGAAAUAAGUGACGAAGCAAUUGAUAGAAAAAUCCAGAAGCUCUUGUCACAAUCGGCUUAUCAGGAGAUUUCCAAUCUUCAGGAGGAAUUAAAAGCAGAAAAACUCUUGCGUACUGAACUGCGGAGAAGAAUGGAACUGGAGAGAAUGUUUUCUUUGAAACCUUUGUUGAAGGAACUGGAGGAUGGGCAUCUGCCAUUUGUGUGCUUGCAGUACAAUGAUGCUGAUGGGGUUCAACAUUUAGUUGCUGCUGUUUAUUUGGGCAAUGUUGAUGCUUUAAGUGCUUCAAAACUUAAGAAUGUGGUUCACCACUCUGAUUUGUUUGCUAUAAAUAUGGAAGUAGAAAGUAAUGAAAAUGGUGGUAUUGAAGGUGAAGAUAAUUCCAAACCAUGCUACCAUGUGGCUCUUGGUUCAGACAACUCUUGGUACCUUUUCACCGAAAAGUGGAUUAGAACACUAUACAGAACAGGCUUCCCAAAUGUUGCCUUAGCUCAUGGUGAUGCCUUGCCUCGUGAAAUUAUGACAGAACUUGUUGAGAAGGGGGAUAUGCAAUGGCAGAAGCUGGCAGAGUCAGGAUUUGGAGGUUUAUGGUGCAUGGAGGGAUCUUUAGAGACAUGGUCUUGGAGUUUAAAUGUGCCAGUCUUGAGUACUCUCUCUGAGGAUGAUGAGGUCCUCGAAUUUUCUCAAGCUUACAAGGACAUAGUAGAAUGCUAUAAAGAUCAAAGAAAUAAAGUUUCUCGUUUGAAGAAAAAGAUAGCACGAUCAGAAGGAUUUAAAGAGUAUAAGAAGAUUGUAGAUAUGGCUGGAUUCACAGAGGAGAAGAUUCGAAGGUUGAAGGUUAGGUCAAAUCGAUUGAUUAACCGCAUACAACAGAUUGAGCCAACUGGCUGGAAGGAGUUUUUGCAGGUCAGCAAUGUUAUUCAUGAAAGUAGGGCAUUGGAUAUCAAUACACAUGUUAUAUUUCCACUUGGUGAAACUGCGGCAGCAAUUCGAGGAGAAAAUGAACUCUGGCUUGCCAUGGUUCUUCGAAAUAAAUUAUUGCUGGGCUUAAAGCCUGCACAACUUGCUGCUGUUUGUGGAAGUCUAGUUUCUGAAGGGAUUAAACUUCGGCCUUCAAAGAAUAACAGUUAUAUAUAUGAACCCUCUGCCAUUGUCUUGGAUGUCAUCAACUUAUUAGAAGAACAAAGAACCUCACUUCUCGAACUUCAAGAGAAGCAUGGAGUAAGGAUACCAUGCUGCUUGGAUAGCCAAUUUUCUGGCAUGGUUGAAGCUUGGGCUUCUGGUUUAACUUGGAAGGAGAUUAUGAUGGACUGUGCUAUGGAUGAAGGAGAUUUAGCCCGCCUUUUAAGAAGAUCGAUUGAUAUAUUGGCUCAGGUUCCUAAAUUGCCCGAUAUUGACCCACUGCUGCAAAGCAAUGCCAAAAGUGCAUCCAGUGUGAUGGACCGUCCACCAAUAAGUGAACUGGCUGGAUGAAAUUGAUUCCAAUAUAAUGCUCUAUAGGAAUUAUUCUUUCCCUCGUAAGAGUAACGCAACUUCAAGCCAGAUGCUGAUUGGGACAGUUCAGAAAGCGGAUCCUAACUAGCUGCAACCCUCAUCGAAUUCAAGAGUCUUGCCCGCUAGGUGGAGAUUCAUAUAACUAAUUGCUUGAAGAAUGCAUUGGGGUAACAAAUUUUUCACUGGAGUCAUCAAGUAAUACAAGGCAAAGUUGUUGAAGUGUUAGGUUGUGACAAACUACAGAAUGGGUGGACUAGUCUACUACAGGUUUGGUUUGACACACAGAACAUUGUCUGAGUAUCCAUUUAUGUAUGUAGAAUUUAAGAUUUCAAGUUCAUUUUUUGACUAUUUUAGAAUAAAAUGAAAUUGACAUUACCAGUUCCUUGUACCUCUCCUUCACUGUGGACCUUGUUAUGUCUAGACUAAGUAAAAAAAUGUAAAAGAAUUCUCAGCUUUUCUAUUCUGCAGACUGCAGAGUGGAUGACCUUACUGUAAAGUGAAAUCCAAAAAUUAAAAAUCACUUUCCACUA
Molecule: messenger RNA, 4105 nt
Organism: Ipomoea triloba (trilobed morning glory)
Lineage: Eukaryota; Viridiplantae; Streptophyta; Magnoliopsida; Solanales; Convolvulaceae
Product: DExH-box ATP-dependent RNA helicase DExH15 chloroplastic
Exons: 17
Coding region: 24-3554 (1176 amino acids)
Biological process (GO): nuclear-transcribed mRNA catabolic process, 3'-5' exonucleolytic nonsense-mediated decay
Cellular component (GO): Ski complex
Molecular function (GO): nucleic acid binding; ATP binding; RNA helicase activity
Source: RefSeq, a predicted model, not a curated record